Messenger RNA from Triticum urartu, 933 nucleotides. RefSeq lists its product as uncharacterized. The record is from RefSeq and is a predicted model, not a curated record. Gene Ontology annotation, biological process: fatty acid biosynthetic process. Gene Ontology annotation, molecular function: hydro-lyase activity. Lineage: Eukaryota; Viridiplantae; Streptophyta; Magnoliopsida; Poales; Poaceae.
AAAACGCAGCGGAGCUUCCAAAGCCAAACCAAAACCCUCGUCCCUCUUCCCCCUCCUCGUUCCUAUCGCCGCCACCCCUCCACCCCUCGAUUUCUAGCACCCAUCGCGACCCUACUCCCCAUCCCAUACCCAGCCUGCUCCUCGCACCCUCGCCGCCCCAAUGGAGACAGCCGCCGCCGUGUCCGUGCCCAGAUCCGCCUGCCGUGCCGCGCUCCCCUUCCCGGCGCCCCUCAAGCUCCAGGGCCGCGUUGCGCUCCCCCGCCGGGCGCUCCCUGGGGCGCCGAGGCAGCGCCUCGUCGCGCGCUGCGCGGCUGCCGACGACAGUGCGGCGGCAGAGCUCCCCAUCGAGAAAAGGUUCGCCGCCUUCCCGGCCGUCAUGGACAUCAACCAGAUCCGCGAGAUCCUGCCCCACAGGUUCCCCUUCCUCCUGGUAGAUAGGGUCAUCGAGUACAAGGCAGGAGAGUAUGCUGUUGCGAUCAAGAAUGUCACGAUAAAUGACAACUUCUUCCCCGGCCACUUCCCGGAGCGCCCGAUAAUGCCCGGCGUUCUCAUGGUUGAGGCCAUGGCCCAGGUCGGGGGCAUCGUGAUGCUGCAGCCUGAAGUCGGUGGAUCCCAAGACAAUUUCUUCUUUGCAGGGGUUGAUAAGGUGAGAUUCAGGAAGCCAGUGAUUGCUGGUGACACUCUGGUCAUGAGGAUGACCCUCACCAAGUAUCAGAGGAAAUUCGGGCUUGCAAAGAUGGAAGGAAAAGCUUAUGUGGGUGGCGACGUAGUGUGUGAGGGGGAGUUCCUCCUUAUUAGCGCCACUGAAUGAUCAGAUCUACCUGUGUACUAUGUGAUCCUCUUACAAGAUCCGAUUAGACUGGGUUUGUUGAGAGAAUUGAGUUGUGAACUGAACUUACAACAUGUGAGGCAAUCUUAUCUUUUUACAUCAAA